CUAUAUUUGCUGGUUUUAGUGAAAAUGGUGGAGAGUAUUGUAAAUCCGGAUAAUGAAACUGCUCGCAUGGUUAUUUAUUUGCAAAAACCCACUGAUUUGGGUCCACGCACUUGGCUGGCGGGGAUAAGUUGUUUGGAUCGCUUUACCGCCAUUUACUUUAAGAAACGUGAAGUUAUGACUCGCCCACCGAACAUAGUCUUGACCAGUGUUUUUAAUAUGUCCACACCAGCUGCCCAAAUACAAGAGGGUUUCUUAAAACUUAUGAUGGAGGCCAUCAGUGAAACUCCACCUAAACACAAGCAUUAUCAAUUUCGCAUAGUAUCGGAUUCUUUGAUAUAUUUACGCAUACCCAUGUCUCAGAGAGAACUAGUACUGGCAGAUUAUUAUAUAAUUGUUGUGGAUUCUGUAACACGUUUGAAGGCUUUAAUGCGCAAUAAUGUGAGUAAUAUGUUGUCCUGGAAUCCGGGUGCCCGAUUUAUUAUACUCUAUAAUAAUGUCAAUAAUUAUCACAAAGAAAUGGAAACAGCACGUCUUAUUUUCGAAGAAAUGUUAUAUAAUUUCUAUGUUCAUCGUGUGGCUUUGAUGUAUGCCACUUCGUCAAUUAAGUAUUCGGUGCUGUUAAUGGAUUAUUAUAAUGAGACAUCGUGUCGACACUUGGAAAUAAAAUCAUUUGCUACGUGUCAAGAGGGACGUUUUAAACCGGAGAAUAUAGCUUUAUUAGAUUUACAAUUGCAAAAGUUUGUGAACAGUAUUACACUGAAUAAUUGUACAUUUUAUAUGUGUGCUUCCAUAGCGGCCCCGUUUAUUGAGGCCGAUUGUUUGUCUGGAUUGGAGUUGAGAAUUAUUGGUUUCAUAAAGAGUCGCCUGAAGUUUAAUAUCAAUCAAACAUGCGAAAGAGAAAGUCGUGGUGUUGAAGAGAAAGACGGCAAUUGGUCUGGUCUAUUGGGUCGUCUUAAUGAAAGAUCUUGCGAUUUUAUAGUGGGAGGUUUUUAUCCCGAUAACGAUGUUAUACAAAGUUUUUGGGUAUCCGAUACAUAUCUAGAUGAUUCCUAUACAUGGUUUAUUAAACUUGCCGAUCCGCGACCUCCCUGGAUGGCUCUAUAUGCCAUCUUUAAGAAUAUGACUUGGUUAGCAUGUAUAUUAAUGCUUAUACUGACCUGGAUCACUUGGUUUAUACUUGUAAAUUUCCUACCAGAACCUUUGUAUGCCAGAGAAUUAUCAUUGACGGGCAUUAAUAAUUUGGCAGUAACAAUAUGUGUUUCGGCCAAUGAGCGACCAAUAUGUGGAGCAUCACGUAUUUUCUUUAUAUUUUUGGCUUUAUAUGGUUUAAAUCUUACCUCGACAUAUACCUCGAAACUGAUAGCGGUGUUUGCGAAUCCAGGGUUUCUGCAUCAAAUUGAUAAUUUACAAGAAGUUAAAGAGGCGGGCAUACCUUAUGGUGGCUUAGAAGAGAGCCGUGAUUGGUUUGAAAACGAUGAGGAUAUGUGGAUUUUCGACGAUUAUAAUGAUACAUCUGACUUUGAACCGACCACUGUGAAUUUGGAAGGCGUUAAAAUUGGUGAACGCGUUCUUUUAAGUAGCCGCAUGUACAUACUACAGAAUGCUUUAUCCGACGAUAUCUAUGCCUUUCCCUAUAAUGUUUUCUCCAGUCCCAUGCAAAUGAUUAUGAAACCAGGAUUCCCUUUUCUAUAUGAUUUCAAUAGAAUGAUACGUUAUAUGAGAGAUUUUGGUAUAUUUAAAAAAAUACAAACCGAUUUUAUAUACAACAACACAUAUCUAAAUCGUAUUAACAAAAUGCGACCAGAUUUUCAAGAAAUUGUUAUUGUUCUAACAACACAACAUCUUCAGGGACCAUUUGCUAUUUUAAUACUAGGCAUUAUGAUAAGUACAGUACUAUUUCUGGGGGAAUUAUUGACAUUCUAUAUUAUUCAACCUUGUUGGCAAAAACAUCAAAAUAGUACUUUAAAUACUGAUAAGACUAUGGGGGCGAAUUCAAAGAAAAAGAAACGUGAAAAGAGGAAACAAAAGAAAACACAAAAAUCGAAGAAAAUUAAAUUAAAGAAACCUUAUGAAAGAUUGGAAGAUGAAAUUGUUAUACCCUGGAGUGCUGCUAUCAGUUAUGAUGUUCAAAUAUCGAAAGGCAUACGUUUUACACCGUUAAAACGAAGAAUUAUAGAUAAUCGUGAAAAUAUUGUAAAAAGUGAUUGA
Molecule: messenger RNA, 2208 nt
Organism: Lucilia sericata (common green bottle fly)
Lineage: Eukaryota; Metazoa; Arthropoda; Insecta; Diptera; Calliphoridae
Gene: Ir60a
Product: glutamate receptor ionotropic, delta-2
Exons: 4
Coding region: 25-2208 (727 amino acids)
Source: RefSeq, a predicted model, not a curated record